This is a messenger RNA of Callorhinus ursinus (northern fur seal), 8016 nucleotides long. It is a transcript of the gene GRK3, whose product is annotated as G protein-coupled receptor kinase 3. NCBI's taxonomy places the organism in Eukaryota, Metazoa, Chordata, Mammalia, Carnivora, Otariidae. Gene Ontology annotation, molecular function: ATP binding; G protein-coupled receptor kinase activity; G protein-coupled receptor binding. The record is from RefSeq and is a predicted model, not a curated record. Gene Ontology annotation, biological process: desensitization of G protein-coupled receptor signaling pathway; G protein-coupled receptor signaling pathway; protein phosphorylation.
AUGGCGGACCUCGAGGCCGUGCUGGCCGAUGUCAGCUACCUGAUGGCGAUGGAGAAGAGCAAGGCGACCCCGGCCGCCCGCGCCAGCAAGAAGAUCGUGCUGCCGGAGCCCAGUAUCCGGAGUGUGAUGCAGAAGUAUCUUCAGGAGAGAAAUGAAAUCACCUUUGACAAGAUUUUUAAUCAGAAAAUUGGUUUCUUGCUAUUUAAAGAUUUUUGUUUGAAUGACAUUAAUGAAGCUGUACCUCAGGUGAAGUUUUAUGAAGAGAUAAAAGAAUAUGAGAAGCUUGAGAAUGAGGAAGACCGCCUUUGCAGAAGCCGCCAAAUUUAUGACACUUAUAUCAUGAAGGAGCUGCUGUCUUGCUCACAUCCAUUCUCAAAGCAAGCUGUUGAGCAUGUACAGAGUCACCUAUCCAAGAAACAAGUGACAUCAACUCUUUUCCAGCCCUACAUAGAAGAAAUUUGUGAAAGUCUUCGAGGCAACAUUUUCCAAAAAUUUAUGGAAAGUGACAAGUUCACUCGAUUCUGUCAGUGGAAAAACGUAGAAUUAAAUAUCCAUUUGACCAUGAAUGAUUUCAGCGUACACAGGAUCAUUGGACGAGGAGGAUUUGGUGAAGUGUACGGUUGCAGGAAAGCAGACACUGGAAAAAUGUAUGCAAUGAAAUGCUUGGAUAAGAAGAGGAUCAAGAUGAAACAAGGAGAAACAUUAGCCUUAAAUGAGAGGAUUAUGUUGUCUCUUGUGAGUACAGGGGACUGCCCUUUCAUUGUCUGUAUGACCUAUGCCUUCCAUACUCCAGAUAAACUCUGCUUCAUCUUGGAUCUGAUGAACGGGGGCGAUUUGCACUAUCACCUUUCACAACAUGGGGUAUUUUCUGAGAAGGAGAUGCGGUUUUACGCCACUGAAAUCAUCCUGGGGCUGGAACACAUGCACAAUCGGUUUGUGGUUUACAGAGAUCUGAAGCCCGCAAAUAUCCUCCUGGAUGAGCACGGACACGUCAGGAUAUCCGAUCUCGGUCUUGCCUGUGACUUUUCCAAAAAGAAGCCCCAUGCGAGUGUUGGCACCCAUGGGUACAUGGCCCCCGAGGUGCUGCAGAAGGGGACAGCGUAUGACAGCAGUGCCGACUGGUUCUCCCUGGGUUGCAUGCUUUUCAAGCUUCUGCGAGGGCACAGCCCUUUCAGACAACACAAAACCAAAGACAAGCAUGAGAUAGACCGAAUGACCCUCACCGUGAACGUGGAACUCCCAGAGGCCUUCUCGCCGGAACUGCGGUCCCUCCUAGAAGGCCUGCUCCAGAGAGAUGCCAGUAAGCGGCUCGGCUGCCACGGAGGCGGGGCACAAGAAGUAAAGGAACACAUCUUUUUCAAAGGCAUCGACUGGCAGCAAGUCUACUUACAGAAGUACCCUCCACCCUUGAUUCCUCCCCGGGGAGAAGUCAAUGCUGCUGACGCCUUUGACAUUGGCUCAUUUGAUGAAGAGGAUACCAAGGGCAUCAAGCUUCUUGAUUGCGACCAAGAUCUCUACAAGAACUUCCCCUUGCUGAUCUCGGAGCGCUGGCAGCAGGAAGUGGCAGAAACAGUUUAUGAUGCAGUGAAUGCGGACACGGAUAAAAUCGAGGCCAGAAAGAGAGCUAAAAAUAAGCAGCUUGGACACGAAGAAGAUUACGCUCUGGGAAAGGACUGUAUCAUGCACGGGUACAUGCUGAAGCUGGGGAACCCGUUCCUGACUCAGUGGCAGCGUCGGUAUUUUUACCUCUUUCCAAACAGACUUGAAUGGAGAGGAGAGGGAGAGUCCCGGCAAAAUUUACUGACAAUGGAACAGAUUCUGUCCGUGGAAGAAACUCAGAUUAAAGACAAAAAGUGCAUUUUGUUGAGGAUAAAAGGAGGCAAGCAAUUUGUCUUGCAAUGUGAGAGUGACCCUGAGUUUGUGCAGUGGAAAAAGGAGCUGACCGAGACAUUUAUGGAGGCUCAGCGACUCCUGCGCCGCGCCCCCAAGUUCCUCAACAAGUCCCGGUCCAGCGUGGUUGAGCUCUCCAAGCCUCCCCUCUGUCACAGGAAUAGCAAUGGCCUCUGACACCCGGGACAGGAGGGUCCUGGGGAGACGGGGCCUCGAGGAAGCCCGUACCGGGGGUUUUCCGCCCUUGAGAGGGAGUCUUUUGGAGAAGUCCGGGGGUCAGAGGUUCGGUCCCCUUGUCCCUGGGGCCCUUCCACGGCUGGGACGACCCAGGACGCCAAGGUGCUCCUAAUAGGAGCUGUGACCGUGGUCCGGCCCAGGCCGGCCUCCCUGCCCUUCUGAGUGCCUCCUGCGCAUGACAUCUGUCCACGCUCAAAACUACUGAAGAAACAAACGAAAGUUCUUUCCCUUUCUUACACACCCGUUUGGGUAGACGUGAACCUAGAACUUGAAAUGAUUCCUCCUUAUCACUUCAGUUUGUAUGUCUGAUAGCAAACAUAUCUUAGACUUGCCAAGAUGGAGUGCAGCCCUCUGCAGCGGCGGGUGCCAGAUGGCCAGAGCGCUGCCCUGUGUCCUCUGCUGGGCUCACACGUGUCUGCUCCACGCUCCUGGGGGUCAGCACAUGUUUCUGCCGUGCACUUCAGCACCGACCGACUUCUUGAUGCCCCGCCUGGCGAGCUGAAGAUGCUUUCUGAGAAGCUUGCCCUUCCCGCCAGGUGUGCGGCACCACCCAGGUACCUGCCUGCCUCUGACAGGGAACAGAGGGAGCGUGCCCUCAGAGGACUUGGGAGUCGCUCAUGACUGACGGCGUUCAACAGUGGGCCAUUGGAAGGCUUCACAGGGAUUCCGAAGGACAGGCAGUGGGGUUUUAACUUUCAGGGCAACAGUGGUUUUCAAAAAUCUUCAAAUAAAUCGCACUUUCACGUGUCUGGGUGCGCACGGACGCUUGGGGGUGAGUCUGUCUUGGGCUCCAACAAUGAGCAGUUAUAGGACAGGGUCAUUCUGGUUCCUUCUGCCUGCCCUCGGAACACAUAUCCGUAAUGGAUGUGUAAAGGAAGGAAAGAAUUCCUCUGUUUCACAUUGUAGUAUAAUUUAAAAUGAAUUUUAUUGACAAAAGAAUGCUGAAGAAUGAAUGUGUUGAAAUGAGUUAACUGUGUGUGUGGACUUCCGUGCCAUCCUUCACCCGUCAUUAGUGAAUGGUACUUGGCCCCGGGUGGGUCGUCCCACGCUGUGACGGCAGUGGGGCGGGAAGGCUUCCUGCCUAAUCCCAGGGGCUUCUCUUCUCCCCCACGGUUCUCCCACGAUGCGUUCUGUGCCCUUUUCACGCCCCAAAUAAGUGCUGGGCUGUGCUGGGCUAUAUGAACAGUGUGUUUCCCAGUGAAGUCCUGUCACCAGACUGAAAAUAAUAACAAUAAUUUUUGAAGUCCACAUAUUUGUCUUAUUCUUAGUGCAAUCUUGUGUGUUUCUAAGCUAACUACUAACAGUAUAAAUAACAUCAUCAUUAUCUGCAUCCUGCCCUCGAUAUUUUUAGUGAUUCCAGAUCUCCGUGCACUGUGUUCAUUGGGAAAGUGAGUACUUCUUAAUGAAAUUAUAUUUUGAGAGUUUGGAAGAUGAUUGCUGAGAGUUUUUUAUUUCUUAGGGGUCACUUUGGAAAAGAAAUGUGGAGGUCCACUAUCCAUCUCAACUACCAGUUGGGGUUUAAAUCAGCGCGCAUGUUCUACUCUGCUCUUUCCAGUAGGGGAGGAUGGAGGCACUCUUUACAUGCCUUCCCUUUUGAGCCAGGAAGAAUGGUGUUCACUUCUGUUUUUUUACAAAAAAAAAACCACUAGCAGCAGAAAAAUAGCUGUUCCUCCUAAAGGGUGAGCUGCCUUGCGGCUGUGGUUAAUGACCACUGUCACUGCUGUCCUCAGCCUCAUCGCAGGCUCCCACUGCUGAGCAUUUACAGGUCGAGAAUUGCUGUGCCCCAAGCCUCUGCCGGACAGAGCCAAGACCCUCCUGUUGAGAACGACGCAGACUCCUUCAGGGUCUGAGCUUAGCCUCUCCCAUAUCCCACCCAGGGCAUUAGCCACGCCAACCCACAGCUCUUUGAAAGAUACCAUCUUUGGAGUAGAACCGGAGGUUAAUCUGUCCUUUGGAAAGGAAACAGGAAUUGGGAAAUAUUCUGAGAGCACUUUUGUCCCAAGCCUAAUUUCAAGUGCUGGGGUCUCGUCUGGCGAGUCUGCUACCUGCACUUGUCCCCGAAGCCGUCUGAUAGGGCUAGCGUCUCCGCGGCCACACGGAAGACGCCUCCGGGACCCUUCUGGGCCAGCACCUCGUGCCUGUGAGGCCAAAGAAGGUGACUGUGCUAGAGAUCUGUUGCAGAAAGUUUUAAGGGUGUCACCUCGUUCCUAGAUGGUUGACCCUUCAACGUGUAGACCGUGAGAAAGGACAAAAUUCAGCACACGGAAGAUAAAGUUGGUAUUAUUUUUAUAAAGUUAUAAUGUCUUGACUUCAUAAAUCAAGGGAAUUAAUAAAGCAAAGUCUAAAAAUAAAGAUGACUUUAAGCUGCUCUACAAUGUAUAUGGAAGAAAUUAAAAACUUUAGCGAAUCCAAGGUUAUUUUUCUAAGCGAAAAUAUUCUGUCCGGUGCAUUUGCCCCUUCAUGGCAUUGGGAGUCGGGCUUUUUCCCUUCUGCAUCGUGUUUUAAGUAUGAUUUUUCAACAAAACUUCUAGAAAUCAGCUGUUUUACUGCUAAUGCACAUGUUACGCUUCUCAUGCCUCUGAUUGGCCAAUCCACAGACAUGACAGUUUCAGAAUUUGUGUGGAAAUAGAGGCGCCAGAUGUGGAGGAAAGCAAGCAUCCUGCUCAGGAAAGCCUGUAACAACACACAACCAUCUGAAGCAAGACCUAGCUUGACGUGCGAUUUGAAAUAUGCCGUAUGGAUACCAGAAACAAUUGUUUUGAGGCCCUCACUGGCCAUUACAGAACAUCCUUUACCCAUUGACAGCGAGCUUUAACUCCAUGAAAAAGAUCAAAGGGUGGUCUUUCUCUGAUGAUCUGAAAAAUUUCACUCGGAAUUUGUAGUUGGGCCAAUUCGAUACAGCAUCUGACUUGUCGAUGGAAUUGAUUUUUCACAUCAAGAGGAAAGAUUCUCGAAGUCGGAUUCUUUUUCACAUGAUGUAAAUCUAUGAAAGGUACUUUGAAAUGUGCUGGGAUAAGAGAAGACUGAUUCUGUAGCACUUAAUCAUACGUUGAUUUUUUUUUUUUCUCAGUGAUUUUGUUCAGGGAAGUGCUUCUGGGUCAUUCGGAGACGCCUGAUGAAUUACCUCCUCGGCACGCCUGAGGACUGACGACAUUUGUGCCCAGAGAGGAGAUGGGCUUCACUGGAGUCUGGGACAGGUGGUGGCUGGGGGGGCCGUGGGCUGUAGGGCGGGUGGAGUGGGUGUCUCCCAUGCAAAGACAGUGGUAGAAAUGGGGCAAAGGAAGGAAGGCCUUAACUUGUGAGUAAAAAGAAAAAAAAAAAAAAAUCACUCCCUUUACACCAAGCACCAAGGAAAUGACUGAGUUAGGGUUGGCUGAUUCUUUCCCUCCUUACAACAGGAGUUGAAUAGUAAUGAUUGUGAGACAUGGUCACUUUAUUUUCGAUUAUGGAGCCACUGGACUUAGGAAUAGGCCAUCAGCUGUCCAUCACGGCCCUGCAUGCCCUCCAGCACCCUCCAGGAAGGCGCCUGGCACCCAGAGCUCACCCCCCAUCUGUGCGUGCCUCACAGCCACUGGGAGGGCCAGGCGCGGGGGCUGGGUGGCCACCUGCAGGGCCCUGUGGCUGCCACAGACCUUUGUCACACGUCCACUGGAACCGCAAGAAGGCUUCCCAGAAUAGCAACACCCGGCUUGCUGUUUAAUCCGUGCCCACUUCCAGAGUGAGCUUUAAUAGUUGAAAUUUCGAAAACAUUUUUCCCUAAAGAUCUAACAUGAUUUUCCCUUCCAUGAAAGGUUGACUCCAGAGAUUUGAAUUCAUCAAUUAGUUAAAUUCAUACGAAUAUGAAUUUUUUUUUCUUUUGACCCAGGCCACAUUUUAAGAAGAGUUCUUUUCCUGUUGAACUAAUGAAAGCUGAACUCUGGAAUAAUACGAUUCCCUCACAUUGUAAUGGGCUUGAGAUUUCUUUCACCCUCAAAGACUAACAGACCUGGUCUUUUAUUGCCAAGGGACAGGGAUGCCCUCCCCAUGGUGCCCGAUGCCUGGCCACUCACGGACGUGGCCAGGGAAGCAUCGAUCGGUAAAUGCAGCACCCCAAAUGUUAAAUUACCUUUAUUGAAACACACACAUACUCACUCCAGAAAAUGAGUUAACAGUACAUGCAUUUCAUGAAAAACUUACAGGAACAAAAACUGUGUUUUAAAGUUUUAGCAACUCACAUUCUUAUAGUAAACUUUCCAAUACCACAAUCUCAAAAUUAUCUCUGAAAACUGGUAACUCUGCUUCCAUAUUUUAUUCUGUCUAAUAUAAAACGUCUUUCAUGUAAGGGUAGGGAAUGGAGAACUAUUUCUAACCGUGCACUCAUAAUUACAAAAGGACUUGAAAUUUAAUUCCCUGUGUCUCAGUUGAUUAUGUCCCAUGGUGUAUAUAUUAUAUGUGGUUUAUAAGCUAAACACUGGCCAUUUUUUAAGUUCUAUUGUGAAAUCGUAUUUUUCUAUGUUUUAACUAAUUACAAUAGAUUUGGCUUUUUCUGAGUAACGUAAAGAUUGCCGAACUACAUAUAUAUAUAUGAAAAAACAGAGUUCUAUUUUAGCACAAAAGCAUUUUAUAUUAUUUAUUGAAUCCUUAAUGUUUGUUUUCGUCAGAAACAUUCCUUCUUUCUGCUCCUUUUUAUUUGUAGAGUUUGUUAUUUAAAGAAACGGCAGCCCUUUCUGUGCUUCAUAAAAUGAAGCGGAAAUAAUGCACACAGCCAUGUGGGGCGAACAUCCCCCCUCACUGCCAUGGACCGUUUGCAACAAAAGCUUGUCGUCGGGUCUGUGCCGAGAGGCGUGUGCACUUCCUGGGCAACGUCUGACAGCACACUUGUCAUGAAAUACUGCUUUCAUCUACCUCUUCAGAAGGCCUCCUGCUUGUUGACUGGUACCCCCAGACGCUUGCUCCCAGACUGGCUGCAUUCUAAAAGAAUCUCAGUAACACAUUUCGGUGGGAUUGCCUCUUGAUGUCAGUUUUAAAGCCACGGCCCCGACUAAGCCAACAGGGCAGGUAGACAUCCCUCUGGAUCAUUCUCCCCCUGGACCCGAGAGCUGCCCGUAGAGCAUCAUUUCCUACUCCCGAUUGUGCCAAAUCCCCGCACCCCAUCUUGCCAUCGCCCCGAGAUUCGGCUGUUGCGCCUGAGGUAUCGAGUACUAAAUGGGAGGUCAGUCCUCAGCGCUGGUUACAGGGGGCCAGCCGUGUUUAAAAACCCCACUUCCAGGAGGAGGGCCUUUGAACAUGACUUCCUGGCGCCCCCAACCGCAUUGCUGUUGCAAAAUGGUUUGGAAUAUGGGGUCGUAAAGGCAAAUGCCCUCGUCCGUGAUUAAACCUUUGCCAGAGGUCUUACUUCCGAGCGGACGGACCCUUAAGGAUUUCCAUGAGCUGGAAUGACCAGUCCCCUGGGAGAGGGGGGUCCCUCCGCACGCUGACAUUUCUCUCUGCCUGUCUUCCUCGCUGGGUAGCCGUCGGCGUGGCCACAUCUUCGCUUGGCCAAGCGUCACGCCCUUGAAGAAAUCCGUUUUCUGUUGUGCGUUGCCCAACAGGGUGAAGCGGCUGAAUUAGAUACUGUCAAUCUAGAUAUUGUUAACCUAUGAAAUUACCAUUUGUUUUGAUCUCGCUUCGCACUGAUUGUGCCAGUGGGGCUGUAUAGCCCUCCCUCGGUAUCCGCUUACUAGUGCACGUUUGAAGUCCUCGCCCACGGGGGACGCUGCUCCACACCUGUGAUCACCCGCCCUGUGCGGGCACGUGCUGUCAUUUGCUAUCACCGCCUUACACGGCUAUUUUGGAGCAGCAAGGCUGGUUUCCUGUGUUGAUAAAUUGCUUAUAUAAAAAAUCUCAAUAAAAAGGCUCUGUACAAAGAUA